AGGCAGAUCGAGCACACACUCUCCCUCACACACACUCGCACUCACAUACGCUCUAUCUCCAUCACGACGCGACGCUGAGGUCUCUCUCAGAAGAUGCCUCUCCAGUCGACUUUGUCCGGGGGGAAAGGGAAGGUGAAGGCCAUCGACACGCAGUGGGAUGGGAAGUCGUUCGAGCAGCUGAGGCAGGAGUGUCUGCAGAAGAACGCUCUGUUCGAGGACCCCGACUUCCCCGCCACCGACUCCUCGCUCUUCUUCAGCCAGAGCGUGCCCCUCCAGUUUGAAUGGAAGAGGCCCGGCGAGCUCUGCAACAACCCCAAGUUCAUCGUGGGAGACGCCAACAGGACGGACAUCUGCCAAGGACAGCUCGGCGACUGCUGGCUCCUGGCGGCCAUCGCCUCCCUGACCCUGCACAAAGACGCCUUGGUCCGAGUUGUUCCUCACGACCAGAGCUUUGACCGCAACUACGCCGGCAUCUUCCACUUCCAGUUCUGGCAGCACAACAAAUGGCUGGACGUGGUGGUGGAUGACAGGCUGCCGGCGGUGAGGAACCGCCUGGUGAUGCUGCACUCCGCCUCCAACAAUGAGUUCUGGAGCGCCCUGCUGGAGAAAGCCUACGCCAAGCUGCACGGCAGCUACGAGUCUCUGAAGGGCGGCAGCACCAUGGAGGCCAUGGAGGAUUUCACUGGCGGCGUCGGGGAGAUGUACGACACCAAACAAGCUCCAGACGACCUGUUCACCAUCAUGAAGAAGGCCCUGGACCGAGGCUCCAUGAUGGGAUGCUCCAUCGAUAUCACCAGCUCCGCAGAGUCGGAGGCUCGCACGACCACCGGCCUGGUGAAGGGCCACGCCUACUCCAUCACAGGCCUGCAGGAGGUGACCUGCAGAGGGAGGAAGGUGAAGCUGAUCCGUGUCAGAAACCCCUGGGGGCAGGUGGAGUGGAACGGCCCCUGGAGUGACAAGUCGAGGGAGUGGGAUUAUGUCAACAGAGCAGAGAAACAGCGCAUUCUUCAGAAUUCAACAGAUGACGGAGAAUUCUGGAUGGAGUUUGAGGAUUUCAAAGCGAACUACGACAAGGUUGAGAUCUGCAACAUGACCCCCGACUCGCUGACGGACAGCACCAAGCGCCACUGGGAGGUCAACCUGUUUGAGGGCCAGUGGAUCCGGGGCUCCACCGCCGGAGGCUGCAGGAACUACAUUGACACGUUUUGGACCAACCCGCAGUUCAAGCUGAGGCUGGAGGACGCUGAUGAUGAAGAUGAUGUGUGCAGCGUGGUCAUCGCCCUGAUGCAGAAGAACAGACGCAAGCUGAGGAAGGAAGGCCUGGACCUGGAGACCAUCGGCUUCGCUGUGUACGAGGCUCCCGAGGACGCCGACCACGUGGGGAAGGAUUUCUUCCGCUACCAUCCGUCCAAGGCUCGCAGCAGGACCUACAUCAACAUGAGGGAGGUGUCGGAGCGCUUCACCCUGCCUCCUGGCGAAUACCUGCUGGUCCCCACCACCUUCCAGCCGCACCACGAGGCCGACUUCCUCAUCCGCAUCUUCUCUGAGAAGAGGGCCGGAGCUCUAGAGAUGGGCGAAACUGUGGAUGCUGACCUGCCAGAGCCGCCCCCGCCCAGCCUGCCAGAGGAGGAGACGGAGGAGGAGCGAGGGCUGAGGAGGCUGUUCGAGCAGCUGGCCGGUCCGGACCAGGCCAUCUCAGCCAGGGAGCUGCAGCAGAUGUUGAACGGCGUCCUCAGCAGAAGAAGAGAGAUCAAAUUUGACGGCCUGAGUCUCGGCACCUGCCACAGCAUCAUCAACCUGAUGGACGUGGACAACACAGGAAAACUGGAGUUCCAGGAGUUCAAGAUCUUCUGGGAGAAGAUGAAGAAGUGGAUUAUGCUCUUCCUGUCCUUCGACACCGACCGCUCGGGGAAGAUGUCCUCCUACGAGCUCCGCAUCGCCCUGAAGGCUGCAGGCAUGAAGCUGAACAACAAGCUGCUGCAGCUGCUGGGCCUCCGGUUCGCUGACAGCAACUACGACAUCGACUUCGACGACUACCUGACCUGCAUCGUGCGUCUGGAGAACAUGUUCAGACUUUUCCAGGCGAUGGACGAAAACAAGAAGGGAAAGGUGACGAUGAACAUGUUUCAGUUCCUGAUGUUGUCGAUGAACGCCUGAAGAACAACUGGAAGCAAACCGGAAGCCUCAGAAGAACAAAACACCACAACACACACACACACACACACACACACACACACACACACACACACACUGUUUUUAAUUGUUUAAAGCCCUCGGCAUCUGUUUGUUUCUUUACUGUGUAGUGAAACUCUCGUGUGAGUUUGUGUCUGACCUGGGAGUUAAAUGACAGAUUUUUAAAUUUGGGUGAAUUUUUGAGUUUACUGUCACUGCAGCCUCUGUGCAAAAAACAACAUAAUAAAUCUUUAUUAAA
Myripristis murdjan (pinecone soldierfish) is the source of this 2431-nucleotide messenger RNA. It is a transcript of the gene capn9, whose product is annotated as calpain 9. The record is from RefSeq and is a predicted model, not a curated record. The transcript is spliced from 20 exons. Gene Ontology annotation, molecular function: calcium-dependent cysteine-type endopeptidase activity; calcium ion binding. NCBI's taxonomy places the organism in Eukaryota, Metazoa, Chordata, Actinopteri, Holocentriformes, Holocentridae. Gene Ontology annotation, biological process: proteolysis. The coding region runs from base 94 to 2157 and encodes 687 amino acids. Gene Ontology annotation, cellular component: cytoplasm.